Dipodomys spectabilis (banner-tailed kangaroo rat) is the source of this 285-nucleotide messenger RNA. It is a transcript of the gene Iapp, whose product is annotated as islet amyloid polypeptide. Gene Ontology annotation, cellular component: extracellular region. Gene Ontology annotation, molecular function: hormone activity. NCBI's taxonomy places the organism in Eukaryota, Metazoa, Chordata, Mammalia, Rodentia, Heteromyidae. The record is from RefSeq and is a predicted model, not a curated record. The transcript has 3 exons. Bases 1 to 285 code for a protein of 94 amino acids.
AUGCCUGCCCUGAAGCUGCCGGUUGUCCUCCUGGUGUUGUCUGUUACACUCAAUCAACUGAGAGCCACGCCCGAUGGAAGAAUAGAGAACGCGCGGCUGGACAAGCGUGUCUGCAACACGGCCACCUGCGCCACGCACCGCCUGGCCAGCUUCCUGCUCCAUUCCAGCCACACCCUGGGGGCCCUGCCGCCCGCCACCAACGUGGGCUCCAACACCUACGGGAAGAGGGGUGGGCCCGGGGCCGGGGCCUGGGCCGAGCCGCCGCCGCACCAUCUGCCCCUGUAA